AUGGAGUUGAGAGGAUCCGGACAGCUCACAGAGUCCCCCAGCGGCGGGCAGGAGGAUGCGACAUUCAACCUCCUCAUCCUGGCCCUCACUGAGACCCUCAGCCUGGGCGGGCUGCUGGGGAACGGGGCGGUCCUCUGGCUGCUCAGCUCCAAUGUCUACAGGAAUCCCUUUGCCAUCUACCUCCUGGACGUGGCCUGCGCCGACCUCAUCUUCCUCGGCUGCCACAUGGUGGCCGUCGUUCCUGACUUGCUGCGUGGCCAGCUGGACUUCCCAGCCUUCGUCCAGACCAGCCUGGCCACGCUGAGGUUCUUCUGCUACAUCGUGGGCCUGAGCCUCCUGGCGGCCGUCAGCUUGGAGCAGUGCCUGGCCUCCCUCUUCCCGGCCUGGUACCCGUGCCGCCGCCCACGCCACCUGACCACCUGCGUGUGCGCCCUCACCUGGGCUCUCUGCCUGCUGCUGCACCUGCUGCUCAGUGGUGCCUGCACCCAGUUCUUCGGGGAGCCCAGCCGCCACUGGUGCCGCACACUGUGGCUGGUGGCAGCCGCCCUGCUGGCCGUCCUGUGCUGUGCCAUGUGCGGGGCCAGCCUGCUCCUGCUGCUGCGGGUGGAGCGCGGCCCCCAGCGGCACCAGCCCCGUGGCUUCCCCGCCCUUGUCCUCCUCACCGUCCUCCUCUUCCUCUUCUGUGGCCUGCCCUUCGGCAUCUACUGGCUGUCCCGGAACCUGCACUGGCACAUCCCACACUACUUCUACCACUUCAGCUUCCUCUUGGCCGGCAUGCACGGCGCGGCCAAACCCGUCAUCUACUUCUGCCUGGGCAGCACCCGGGGCUGCAGGCUGCGUGAG
This is a messenger RNA of Galeopterus variegatus (Sunda flying lemur), 843 nucleotides long. RefSeq names its product mas-related G-protein coupled receptor member E-like. Gene Ontology annotation, biological process: G protein-coupled receptor signaling pathway. Gene Ontology annotation, molecular function: G protein-coupled receptor activity. The transcript has a single exon. Lineage: Eukaryota; Metazoa; Chordata; Mammalia; Dermoptera; Cynocephalidae. The annotation marks the transcript as partial. The record is from RefSeq and is a predicted model, not a curated record. Gene Ontology annotation, cellular component: membrane.